AUGGGCUCGCAUCCUUUCUCGUUGCUAGAGGCGGCAGGCUCCGUGCGGCCCAUUGCUAUUUAUCACGAUGAAGCUGGUCAAGUCCCAAAAUUGGAGCAGCAACACCAGGCACAGGCUUCGAGAAAAGACCAGAGAAGUGACUCUGGUGUCUCGCUGUUAUUAGCUGAUAUGGCAAAUACUGAGUCUAUCUACAAGAACGAACUUCGAGGUUUGCUCAGUUGCUGCCAAUCGGCCGUUUCCCGGUCCCAGCGGUACCCUGAUCAUCUACAGAAGCAGGAAUCGCCAGCUUCGUGGUUGGAAGCUACUAGAGGCCUUCUGGAACAUCACGAUAUUCUAGAGGACGUUCUUGGAUGUGCAGAUGAAGAGCUGGCCACAGUGCGGUUUUCCGAAUGGGCGCAAGCUGCAGUACCAUACUACUCGCGUUACGUAAAGGCGUACCAUCGUUCGGGGGAGAACUCACAAGGUGAGGCCCGUCUCAGAAGAAGACCACUGAUCAGAAUCAGGUAUCUUGACCGGUUUGUCGAGAGAUUAACAAUUGCAGUCAGCACCCGCGAUGAACCAUACACUAAAGAGCUCAUCGAGAAUUUAGCAAUUGCAAAGCACAGACUCGCCGAAGAGCUUGCAUCGGCCAGGAGAAAAGACGAUGCUGAGCGCAGAAAUGCAGAUCUAACUUCGGUUUCGUUUGCUCAGACGCGACACAUUGUGACGCUCGAGCCGGUGGCUUCUGGUUUUGAUCUUUCGCAUGCCGUUCAGAGACUUCGCACCAGUAUCACGUUGAAACACCCAAAGAAUCAUGGGCUGGAAAAUGUGGAGGCUGAACUCGUAGGCUUGGCAGAGACAGGUCGUCUCGAAAAGCGCAAGAGCUCAUACUCGCUAGAGGAGUGUUCAGCACUGGCUUUGUGCAAGAUGGAAAACGUUGGAAGGUCAUUGAUGUUUCCUCCCUUUAGAAGAGGCGAGCUGCAGCUGAAGUCUGAAGCUGAUGACGAGAAGGUGGUACUGGCAAUGAACGGCAAACCAAUUGAGAUUGAGCUCAUAAUUGCUGACGGUUCCUGGAGAGCGUUAUUGGCCGAUUUCUUCGGCAAAGGCUCGGAAAAUAUCGACCCUCAGUCGCGGUUUGGGAAAGAGCACGCGAAAAAAAUGACGGCUCCAACCGGUCACCAUGGACUUGGAAUCAGCACCAGCAUGUUGAGAUCACCCCAAGGAGCUGAAAAGUCUCUUCAGCCCACAAACCAGUUUCUACAUCCCUACAGACUGGCCGAGCGUUCAGGCCCUGCAUCGCGCAAACCAGCAGAACUGAUCUCGCUCGAGGACGGAGGAAUUGUUCCGUUCUCUCUGGGAGCUCUUCCGGAACAUGUUCGCAACUCGCCUGCAAUUUCCAGACAACGUUCUGUUGAGUCGGGGGAGAAAACUGAGAAAGCGUCUGAGAAAGCGACCGAGACUGCAGCCGAGACAUCAAACGAGACAUCAGACGAGAAGGCAGUUCGCAAGUUUGACCCAGCUUCGUUUGGAAGAGAAUACGAAGACGCUUUCAUCACACCCCAAACGACUGCUUCCGAUAAAAAGGCCAGGCGCAAGUCCAUCUUCAACAUCUUGAGUUUUACCAAGAAGAAGCCUGCCAAGGCACCUGAACUGGUAUCUCCAGGCCAGGAUGCUUUGGGUGUAAGCCAAUUGGCUGGAGCGAGCCAGUCUACGGCCACACUGGUGACAACCACCACAGAAACUACUCUGAAGGCUGAAAAGGCUGAGGUGAAAGCAGAUAAGGUUGAAAUUGAGCCAAAGCCCGAGACCAAGGCUCAACCAACUUCCUCCAAAAAUAUCAAAAACCUCUCUAUAGAAAAGCCAUCUCAACCUUCAAGCUCGCUCAAUUCACCAUUUGCAAUCACCCCGGUCCCGGCUGAAAAAAUCAAGCUCACAGACCAAGAACUGCAGAUGAUCGAAAGCGGAACAACUCUGUGCAGAUUGCCAGCCAGAAUCUCACAGUGGAACGGCUCAAGAUGGGCAUUGAUUGGCAAUACUGAACUGAUGUUGGUGGUGAUAUUGAGUGGAAGUUCAGGACUAUUGCUGGGCUAUGAUGCUGACGAGUUUGACCUAAGAUCAGACUCACCAGAGCCAUUGAUCAGACUGAAUCUCUUGCCUACAAUGGUUACAAGAAGAUCAACUUCAUUGGAUAUUCAUAUCAAAACCAAUGAGACGUCAACUUUGGUCCGUGCUAAGACUGAGACCAGAACCGAUGCCAUUCUUCAAUCGUUGGAGGCCAUCAAGAGAGACUCAAGACGGUCGAUUUUGAUGUCAACCACCAAGAAAUCGUUCUCAAGCUCUUCCUCGACCCAGUCGUUCUUCUCGCAGUCGAAUUCUACGGCUUCAACUUCCAUGACUUCCAUCGAGUCUGCUGGUGCCAGCCUUCAGUCUCCAUUGGAUCAGAUCAAGGAAUCGAGUGUUAUAGGACUUGACAUUGUUGCUUUGGGAAAACCAUCCAUGAUGGCUGCCAAACAGCAAAUCUCAAAGAACCAGAGCUCACCUUCGAUUGUGUCUGCCAUUUCUCCUAUCAGUGACAAGUUCUCGUCUUCUAAGACCAGUCUAGCGACCUCUUCAUCAAGGUCUAAGAGACCCCUAAAGGAAAGGGUUUUUGCAGGCCAACCAGAGCUUCUUUUGUUCACCAGCUCUUCAGCAUUGAUCCAGAACACCAACUCUGGAAAGCCUUCAGUUGCCUCGGUCAGAAUGACCUCGUUCAUUGCCCUGCCAAACUUCUACCAUUUGACACUUCAAUCACAGGAGGCCGAUCUUGAUAUCGUUGUCUCCGCAAAGAGCUUCAAAAAAUCAGCCAAGAACAAAGUGUUGAUCAACACAGUGGAUUACGGGUCAAAAAAACAAGUUGAUCAGGUUGAGUUUGAUCUUUGCCUAGAGCUCAAGAACAAAAAGGAGGCAUCCAGCUUCACUAAGCUGGUUUUUGCCUAG
Kuraishia capsulata CBS 1993 is the source of this 2955-nucleotide messenger RNA. RefSeq lists its product as uncharacterized. The record is from RefSeq and is a predicted model, not a curated record. NCBI's taxonomy places the organism in Eukaryota, Fungi, Ascomycota, Pichiomycetes, Pichiales, Pichiaceae. The coding region runs from base 1 to 2955 and encodes 984 amino acids. The transcript is spliced from 2 exons.